Trypanosoma theileri is the source of this 2385-nucleotide messenger RNA. RefSeq names its product putative phospholipid:diacylglycerol acyltransferase. Gene Ontology annotation, cellular component: cytoplasm. Bases 1 to 2385 code for a protein of 794 amino acids. Lineage: Eukaryota; Euglenozoa; Kinetoplastea; Trypanosomatida; Trypanosomatidae. The transcript has a single exon. Gene Ontology annotation, biological process: lipid metabolic process. The record is from RefSeq and is a predicted model, not a curated record.
AUGCCCCACAAGGGUGGAAAGAAGAAGCAGAGAAGAUAUAAGAAUCCAGAAAAGGAAGAAGACAUCUCACAUGAGAUAGACCCCAGAAAUAUAUCUCGGAACUCUGCAAAUGAGGCUCCUUCCUCUCUUAUCUCAGGAAAACAAAAUGAACAUAAAAAUAAUAAAAACCAUAAUAAGCAUGUGGAAUUGGAAGAAAGUCCAAGUAAAGACUCUACCAACUCCGCCAACACAAGAAGAACCACAUCAAGAAGUUUAUCCAUCUCUCACUCUCUGCAAACACCCUCACAAGGGGAAAACACAUCUACAGUAUUAAGGAACACUUCUACACACAGAGCCUCUCCCUUUGUGGAACGGUUUAUUCAUGGUCAACCCUUCUGUACGAGUGAAAUGCAUAGAAUGAAAACGAAAUCUCCAUACAAUUUUACCCCACCAUCAUAUUAUAGACUACCUGAGUCUAAUCAUGUGCAUAAACUACCACGAUCCAUAUAUGAAAUAGCCCAAUCGGAACAAACCACAAAAAAUAAUAAUAAAGAUAAUAAUAAAGAAAUAAAAACACAUAUCCCACCGCAACAUGUGGAACGAAUACCUGCUGGUAUGAGAAGUGUGAAAAAACGAUUACUGCCAAGUUUCUUAUCUCCAUGGUCUUAUUAUGAAGAAAGUGAUAGUUCGAGUUCUGAUAAGGAGAAGGAGAAUGGUUCAUCAAAGUCUAAUGGUACUGGAUGGAUACCAAGAUUGAUUUCAUUAAUGUUUACACGUGAAGAAUUUGAUGAAGAACCCGUAAACAGUGGUGUAACUCCAGAACAAGUACGUACAUAUAAAUUAGUUGAUCGUAUAGUACCAUCAUUUGCAAAAAGACCAGCUUUUUAUGCUUUGGAUUUUUUAACUCAUCGACGUGUUAUGCUUGUUUUUCUUAUCAUCGCUAUUCUUCUUGGUUAUUAUAAUUUUCAUGAAGAUAUGACAUCUUUUACAGCUUCUUUUAUUGUUGCCGAUAAUGAUCGUCCAGGUCUUCGUUUCUUGGAAAAUCACAGUAUACGUCGUAAACAUCCUGUGAUGAUUAUUCCAGGAUUUAUCUCCACAGCCCUUGAGGUGUGGGAAAGUCAAACCGAAUGUGUAAAAGAUCUUCAUCCAUUUGCAUCUAUUUUUCGUCAACGUAUGUUUGGUCCACAAAUGUUAUUAUUACUCUUAACAGAUCCAGCGUGUUAUAUGCGACUCUUUUCACUGGAUAAGGAAACUGGAUAUGAUCCACCCGGUGUAAAGGUUCGUCCGGAUAUGGGAUUUGGAGCUUCUGACUUUUUCUUACCUGGAUAUUGGGUGUGGGCAAAGGUAUUAUUAAAUCUCGCUGAUAUUGGCUACGAUCCACAAAGUAUGAGUGUCUUCUCCUAUGAUUGGAGACUCUCUCCACGACGAAUGCAUAAACGAGAUGGAUAUUAUUACUAUCUACGUUAUCAUCUUCUCUAUUUAUAUGAUAAGAAUAAAGAUCGUGUGGUUCUUAUUUCUCAUAGUUAUGGUACCAGUGUUAUUCUUGACUUCUUUAAUUGGAUGGAGGAACGUGAACCGGGUUGGGUGGAUAAAUAUGUGGCCUAUUGGAUUAACAUUGGCGGCCCGGUGUUGGGACUUCCAAAAAGUGUUUCCGCCCUUCUCACCGGUGAUGCGAAAGACACCGUCACACUUCCAAGUGCCGUUCGUCAGGCAUUCGAUACACACUUUUCACGAGAUCUUCGCACAGAAGUCAUUCGCACAUGGUCCUGUCAAACCGCAAUGCAUCCAUUUGGAUGUGAUGCCGCACAUGAAGAUUUAUUAACGUUUUCAAAUGGAACUCGUUUAUCUGCAAAAGAGACAUUUAAAUUAACGGCACAACGUCUUCGUGAAAGUGGACAUAAGGCAUUAAAAGAAGAGGCGGAGGAACAUAUUGCCCACUUUGGGAAACUUCCGUCACUUCCACCCACAACCAACACCACCGUCUUUUGUCUCUACGGUGUGGAUAAGUUAACAGAGAUUGGAUAUGUACUUUCAGAGGAUAAUACGAUUAAUCUCACGUAUCAAGAACAAAAACGGACUGUGAAUGGUGUGGUGCUUGGCAAUGGGGAUGGUACUGUGCCACUGCUUUCAUUGGGAUAUAUGUGCCGUGCGGAGAAUGGAUGGAAACGUAAUACUGGCCGUGUAGUAACGCGUGAAUAUAAAGAUAUCACUGUAAACUCAUUAGGUAUUCGUGGAGGGGCGGCAAGUGGAGAUCAUGUGGAUAUUCUUGGGAAUCAUGAACUUAUUGAGACAAUUCUUAAAAUAGUCUCUGGUAAUGCAGAAGAAGGGGAAGUGGAUGAUCGCAUCUAUUCAGAUAUUGAUGAACGUAUUGCGAAGAUGAAGGAUUGUACAAGUGAGAAGAGUUAG